AUGAGAGAGAGUAGCCAUAGACCUCUCAUAUUUGGAACCCCUUUCCUGUCUACUGUGGGUGCCAUAUUUGAUUUCCCCAAUCAAAGAAUCUCUUUCAACAAGGUGAACAAGGGUAUGUUCUUCCCUAUGUGUUCAACAAAGAACUCUUUUGUUGACAUGGUCCAAGAGGAGAAAGCUACUUUGAAGCCACCCCAAGAAGGAGAAACUGAAGAAACAAUCAAGGAAGAUCCCAUUCCUAAGCCCAAGCAGCUUGCCAAACAAGCAAGGAGUAAGACUAAGGCCCCUACACCAAAACCGCCCAAGGGAUCAACCAAGAUUGAAGAUGAGGCCAAGCCAAGAAGGAAGGUUAGAAAGCCUAGGUCUGGCCGCAACAUGAAGCUUCUAUUCCCAAAGGAGCUUAUUGAUGAGAAUCUAGAAGGAUUCAAGGAGAAAGUGACAAGAACUCUAAAGCUUUUUCCUAAGGCAGUAGUGCCAAGGGACAUUCAUGGAGAGAUUGUCUAUCCAGCUGUGAAUCACCCACCAGAUACUCAUUGCAAGGAGAAAAGACUUGGAGGAUCAAAGAUGCCUCUUGAUAGAAGGAGAAAAAGGUGUGAAAACACAAUCCGCGCCAAAACAUUGGCCGCGGACGCGCAAAGAAUUUUGGCCGAGCAAUUCUCAAUCUGGCCGACCGUACGGUCGAGCCGGGAAGGAAUAGCCGUGCUCGGCCGGAUUUCACUUGCGCGACAGAAAACGUUCGCGCCACGCACGAACCGGGAAAGAAGGCCGCGAUCGGCCGAAAUUUUGUAUCGGAACGGACCGACCGUGCCGGUCGAUCCGGGAAACAACGCUCGGCCUCGGCCGAAAUUCUCUCGCCAAACAAUUUGGCCGACCAAAUCGCUCGACCGCGACAAAAUCCAUCGGCCAUCGGCCCAAAACUUUUCUAGGCCAAGGUACACAAUGGCAAAGACAAAAGGAAAUGAGAGUAUGAAGAAGAAGAAGAACCCAUUCAUGGAACCACCAAAGAAGCAAAUCAAGCUAGGGAGUAGUAGCUCCAAUGCAAGAGCAGCAAUACCAACUUCACCACAUUCCAUUGAUGCAAGUCAAGAACAUGUGGAGAGUCCAAGAAGAGGAGAAGAUGAUUGGGCACUUGUAACCUUUGUUGGAGAACAAAAUCAAGACCCAAGAAAGUGUAAGAAGGCAAUGGAGAAGGUGAACAUCGAGCCAUGUGUGAAGAUGGACACCCAAACCCUUGAUCUUCUCAAGAUAAGAGAUGAUGUCACAUGGUACAUAAGGAAGCUAGGCUUGAGCAAGCUCUUCAAGCUAGAAUGUAGUGAGUACUCACAACUCACCAAGGAGUUCCUCUCUACAGUAGCUCUUGCCUUUCCCAACCACAAUGGAGACCAACCAGCUGGUGAUGGACUCCUACUCUUCAAGAUAGGCGAUGCCAAUGGGCGCAUAUCCAUCUCAGCUCUAUGCCAACUCUUUGGACUUCCCAAUGAGACAGCACAUGACUUCAAGGAGAACUCAAAGAGGAAACAAGCUGCCUUUGCUGAUUGGACACACUUUGCCAAUGAACCAUUCUUGCCUUCAAGGUCAAAGGUGUCUAGAAUCACUCAUCCAGCCAUUCGCUAUGUGCACCGCCUCAUCUCCACCACUUUCCAAUGCAAACAAGAAGCCAACAAGGUCACAACUGAUGAGUUCUACAUCCUCACCACACCAUUCAUCAAGCAUGAGUACAAGGCCAACCUUGGACUUUUACUUGCCAAGACAUUCAUCAAUGUGAGGAAGCUAGCUAAAGACUUGGAAGGCAACAAGAAGCUUUGUGUUCGUUUUGGGAGGCUUAUCACGGCCAUAGUACUGCAUGUGGGGAUUGACAUUCCCAACUAUGAGCCACUACCCAAGCCAACCCCUUUGGAUCUCCAUGCUCUUCAGCACAUCCACUUCCUAAACCGUUGGACUAAAGACCCAACUCGGUUUUGCUAUGAGUUUCCAAUUGGUCCAGCCAACACUUCCCUUGUCUUGCUGCCACAUGAGACAUCCCAAGCCUACGCUCAGGAGUUGUCACUUUCCAGCCCAAUGAGGAAGAGUUCUAUGUUCCAUCAAGUGAGAAACCAUCAUUCCCCAUGCUCACCUAUCGCACACUUCAGCAUGCAGUCAAGACUCAACGCCGCAUCCAAGAACGCCAUGUUCUCACUACUGGCAUGGGCGCACAAGCUCUAG
Molecule: messenger RNA, 2199 nt
Organism: Microthlaspi erraticum
Lineage: Eukaryota; Viridiplantae; Streptophyta; Magnoliopsida; Brassicales; Brassicaceae
Source: the annotation of a GenBank genome assembly